GGCCCCUCCCCGCCCCGCCCGCGCCGCGCAGGGCAGGGCAGUGCCGGCAGAGCGCGGAGCGAGGGGCGCCGCCAUGGGCUGCACGGUGAGCGCCGAGGACAAGGCGGCCGCCGAGCGCUCCCGCAUGAUCGACCGCAACCUGCGGGAGGACGGCGAGAAGGCGGCCAGGGAGGUGAAGCUGCUGCUGCUGGGUGCUGGGGAGUCCGGGAAGAGCACCAUCGUCAAACAGAUGAAGAUCAUCCAUGAGGAUGGCUACUCGGAGGAGGAGUGCAGGCAGUACAAAGCCGUGGUCUACAGCAACACCAUCCAGUCCAUCAUGGCCAUCAUCAAGGCUAUGGGAAACCUGCAGAUCGACUUUGGGGACUCCUCCAGAGCGGAUGAUGCCCGCCAGCUCUUUGCUCUCGCCUGCACUGCAGAGGAGCAGGGCAUCAUGCCUGAAGACCUCGCCAACGUCAUCCGCAGGCUGUGGGCUGACCAUGGGGUCCAGGCCUGCUUCAAUCGCUCCCGUGAAUACCAGCUGAAUGACUCUGCUGCCUACUACCUGAAUGACCUGGAGAGGAUAGCGCGGGCCGACUACAUCCCCACGCAGCAGGACGUGCUGCGCACCCGGGUGAAGACCACCGGCAUCGUGGAGACCCACUUCACCUUCAAGGACCUGCAUUUCAAGAUGUUCGAUGUGGGCGGCCAGCGCUCGGAGCGGAAGAAGUGGAUCCACUGCUUCGAGGGGGUGACGGCAAUCAUUUUCUGUGUGGCCCUGAGCGCCUAUGACCUGGUGCUGGCAGAAGAUGAGGAGAUGAACCGGAUGCACGAGAGCAUGAAGCUGUUCGACAGCAUCUGCAACAACAAGUGGUUCACGGACACGUCCAUCAUCCUCUUCCUCAACAAGAAGGACCUAUUUGAGGAGAAGAUCAAGCACUCCCCCCUGACCAUCUGCUUCCCCGAGUACACAGGUGCCAACAAGUACGACGAGGCUGCCGGCUACAUCCAGUGCCAGUUUGAGGACCUGAACAAGCGGAAGGACACCAAGGAGAUCUACACGCACUUCACCUGUGCCACCGACACCAAGAACGUGCAGUUUGUCUUUGAUGCCGUCACCGACGUCAUCAUCAAAAACAACCUGAAGGACUGCGGGCUCUUCUGAGGGCGGACGCACCGAUGAAGGGAGGACCGUGCCCAGCGAUUCUGCUUCUCCUCUGGUUUCAUCCCCCAACCCUCUAAAGAGACGUUUUGGUGACGGCCGUGGUGGCAGCGGUGGGGAUGCUCCGCCUGCGACGCCUGACCCAGGGCUGUCCCCGCUCGCCCCCGGUGUCCCCCCGCCCCCCUUUGCCUUUUGGGCUGGGGACAGGAGGAUUUCUCUCUCGGUUUGUAACCGGUCGCCAUCUCCCCAGCCUCUCCUUUUUAUUCAGUUCCGUACCGUUUACAUCCAAAACGCCGUGUUUGAAGGGGGGCCGCGGAGCUCCCGGCAUCGCAGGGGCCGGUGAGGGGACCCCCCCCAGGAAACACGACCGAAAACAUUCCUUUUAAUUAAUAACCAGCAAAAAGAAAAA
This is a messenger RNA of Coturnix japonica (Japanese quail), 1547 nucleotides long. It is a transcript of the gene GNAI2, whose product is annotated as G protein subunit alpha i2. Gene Ontology annotation, molecular function: GTP binding; G-protein beta/gamma-subunit complex binding; G protein-coupled receptor binding. NCBI's taxonomy places the organism in Eukaryota, Metazoa, Chordata, Aves, Galliformes, Phasianidae. Gene Ontology annotation, cellular component: cytoplasm; heterotrimeric G-protein complex. The record is from RefSeq and is a predicted model, not a curated record. Gene Ontology annotation, biological process: adenylate cyclase-inhibiting G protein-coupled receptor signaling pathway; G protein-coupled adenosine receptor signaling pathway; gamma-aminobutyric acid signaling pathway.